Messenger RNA from Oncorhynchus tshawytscha (Chinook salmon), 7747 nucleotides. Its product is annotated as insulin receptor substrate 2. NCBI's taxonomy places the organism in Eukaryota, Metazoa, Chordata, Actinopteri, Salmoniformes, Salmonidae. Gene Ontology annotation, cellular component: plasma membrane; cytosol. Gene Ontology annotation, molecular function: insulin receptor binding; phosphatidylinositol 3-kinase binding. The record is from RefSeq and is a predicted model, not a curated record. Gene Ontology annotation, biological process: insulin receptor signaling pathway.
CAGUGAGUCGGGUCCCGUUUACCAGCUGUUCGUUCAUUCCACCAAUGAGUUGGGCAGAAUUGGCUAGAUUGACAGGCACGCCUUUCCAAGGUUGCGCCGCCUUUUAUGACUGUGUAGUUUUCUUCUACUUUUUAUUGCAAGCCAGAACUGGAUGUAAUAACGUCACAUGUUGUUUUUCUCUCCAGCGCAUUCACCGUGGUGUUAUUUGGUGCUUAACUGUUGCAGACAGCGGGAGGAAAUACCUGUCUCGGGUAAUGGAAUAAGUAAAACGGAUUUACAUUCGUUUUUUCGGUACUUUGGAAAAUAGCACAAACAACUUCUCUAAAAUAAGUGAAGCGUGCGCAUUAGAAUGGCGAGUCCUCCUACGAGUGGAGGACAGAUGUUGUCUAAUGUGACCAAUAACAGUAAUAACGUUAAGAAAUGUGGAUAUCUAAAGAAACAGAAGCAUGGACACAGACGUUUUUUCGUGUUGCGAGAACCCAGCGAGAGCUUUCCUGCCCGUCUGGAAUACUACGAGAGCGAGAAGAAGUGGAAAAAUAAGUCGGCUGCUAAAAGGGUGAUACUGCUGGACUCAUGUCUUUGCAUAAACAAGCGAGCUGACUCUAAGCACAAACACCUCAUCGCCUUUUACACCAAGGACGAAUACUUUGCAGUGGCAGCCGAAAACAAGCAGGAGCAGGAGAGCUGGUUUCGAGUGUUGUCGGAUAUGAUCGAAGAGGGGAAAGUCUAUGACAGCCCCGCGUCUAAUUCCACCUCUCUUUUCAGUUUCGAGGAGGCGAAUUACGGUAUGAUCACGCCAACCACUGCCUUUUACAAGGAGGUAUGGCAAGUUAAUUUGAAAUCCAGAGGACUGGGUCAAACAAAACAUUUGAUAGGGGUGUUUAGGCUGUGUUUAUCCAGUCGGACUAUCAGCUUUGUGAAACUGAACUCGGAGGUUGCAGCUGUCAGUUUACAGCUCAUGAAUAUCCGGAGAUGUGGCCACUCUGACAGCUUUUUCUUCAUCGAGGUUGGUAGGUCGGCUGUCACAGGCCCCGGUGAGCUCUGGAUGCAGGCUGACGACUCGGUGGUUGCACAAAACAUCCACGAAACCAUCCUGGAGGCAAUGAAAGCCAUGAAAGAGCUGUCCGAAUUCAGACCUCGCAGUAAGAGUCAGUCGGCUAGAACCAACCCCAUUUCAGUGCCCACAAGACGCAACUUGAACAAUCUUCCCCCAAGUCAGACAGGGUUAGUGAGGAGGUCGAGAACAAACAGCAUAGUGGCCACAUCUCCAAUGAGCAAGUUCACAUCCUGUCGGAUAAGGACUGCUAAUGGGGGGGAUGGCAGCAUGGUCAGGCCAGUGUCUAUGUCAAUAUCUAUGAGCGGGAGUCCCACCAGUCCCCUCUCCAACCGGAUCCCCCUGAGCCGGUCAAAUACACUCUCCAGCGGGCGCAUCUGCCAGAUACUGGAGUCCAGCCUCCAGCACAGCCGCUCCUUGCCCGUCUCCACCCCCCAGGUUGCAGUUCCAUCUGCCUCUCUCAUGAGUGGGACCCUCCCCACCCCUGAUGCGGUCCACCGCCCCUUCAGCUGCAGUGCCUCCAUCUCAGGUUCCCUCAGUGACGCAAGCUUCAUGCUAUGCGACGAGAACAGCUCCAGCCCAGGCGACACCUCCAGGCUCCUACCCCUCACCAGGAGUGACACCCACGACUCCCUCUCCAGCACUCCCUCCUCCUGGGAGGCCAACGACCUGUGUGGCUACAUGAUUAUGGACAGGACGAAUGACCAACAGCGGGCGUGCCAGGAGGAGGGCCUGACAUUGGAGAAGGCGUACAGGAAGAGGACAUACUCUCUCACCACACCACGCCAACAGAGGGUGCCCGCCCAGCUGUCGUCUGCCUCGUUGGAUGAGUACACCCUAUUGUGGGCUGCCCACCACACCAACAGUGAGCACCACUCCAGAAACAGCUCCAUCUCUGCCUCCCCAAAGGUGUCCUACCCCGAAUCCAACAGAAACAACAGCAAGGCAGACGCUUACAUGCCCAUGAGCCCCAUGUGUGUCUCGGCUCCCAAGCAGAUCAUCAAUCCCUGGGCCCAAAUCCACCAGGACGGGGGCGGCUACCGGACCAACUCACCCAGCAGCGGAGGCUCCUUGGAGGACAGUGGCUACAUGAGGAUGUGGUGCAGCUCCAAGUCGUCCAUUGAAAGCCCUGACAGCCGCUCGACCUACAUGAACAUGUCCCCUAGCAACGCUGCUUACACCACCUCGCAGACCCCCCCAGACUACUUCCUGGAGCAGCUUCCGGGUGGUGAGCCUUCCAUCUACUCUGCCGACUCCCUGCCACGCCCCACCAAACUCCACCAGACUUCCAAGGAGGUGGGGAACACUGAUCACCAGUACGUCCUGAUGAGCCCUCAAGGCCAUCAGUCGCUAGGUGGGGAGUCAGAUGACUACUACUCAGUGAUGACCAAUGCGGCCACGCUCAACUCCUCGGUGCCCUCGGCCAUCAGACAGAGCCGGGGGACUGAGAGCCUGACGUCCCACCGGGGGAGGAUGGGGCGACCCAACCGGCUGUCUCUCGACAGCUUUAGGAUCCUGCCCAGCAUGAACGAGCACCUCUUGCCCGGGGAACCCAGGAGCCCGGGUGAGUAUAUCAACAUAGACUUCAGUGAGAGCACCAAGUACUCCUCGCUGUCAGCAUCCAAUGAGAGCCAGGAGUUGUCUCUGGGCUCCAUCGGCAGCCAGCCGAGGUCCCCUCUCUCCGACUACAUGAACCUGCACCACAUCGUCUCGCACUCACCCAAGGCCAGAGACACCCCUGCUGGACGGUUGGACACGGUCCCUGAGUCAUCCCUGUGCCCUUGUCUGGAUGGGGAGGCAGUGUACCAUCUCCGAUCGAAGAGGGAAUCCAAGUGCCCCCAGAGAGGCAAGGAUGAGUACACCGAGAUGACAUUUGGACUUGGAAUGGCCAACAUGCCUCCCCAGUUCGUCCCUCAGACCUCAGCAAGCCCCAGUGCCAGAGAGAAGAGUCUAUCCCUGGGUGAGCAGGGCCUCCCUGUCGGCAUUGGGGUGUUCCUCCUUGGCGCCGUCAACCCCGUGGAUCCUGACAGGGCCGCUAAGGUGAUCCGGGCCGACCCCAAUGGGCGCAGGCGGCACAGCUCCGAAACCUUCUCCUCUACGGCUACCGUCACCCCUGUGUUCCCCUCGUUCGCCCAUGGGAAUGCCAAACGCCAUAGCUCGGUGGAGAACCUGUCGAUGCGGAGCAGCGAGGGCUCAGACGAGGAGUGUGACAGCCCCAUGAGUAGAGAGACCUCUGCAGGCUUCCAGAAUGGACUGAACUAUAUUGCCCUGAACCUAAUGGAGAACUGGGACAGGGACCUGGAGGGACCUUGUUGCGAAGACCUGCCCACGGUCAGCUUUAAGCCGGCCACCAGCUGCAAGGGAGCCCUCCAUGGAUUACACGUCACGCCGUACGUCUGUUUGGGGUUCAAGGAGGCGGCAACCACUGUCAAAGACUGAACAGGACAGUGAACGAUCCAAGCCCUCAUCAUCCAUGCUCUGAGAUGGACAGUCAUACAUUGGGGGUGGCCGAGACAACCUGCUGCUGUGAAUGAACUUGAGAAAUAAGGCUGUGACCCAACAAACAUCCCCACCACGACUAACUCCCUCGCCCAUGGACGGGAAUCCUAACACUGGUGUUGUCCCAGAGACUCUGUACUAAAAAGAAGAUGGGGCCAGAGGCUCCUGUAUAUGGGGGACCUCUGUAUGUGUCUAGAGGCUAUAUUUCUGGCUCUGUUCAUUUGUUUUGAAUUUUCCCUCUCGUUUUUUGGUUUUGUCUCGUGGACUGUGAGUAGCCUGUCUGUUGACCCACAAGACAGGACAUGUAAGGCACAGUACUUACACCCUCCUCAAAAGAUUAGUCAACAACCCCCCCCAAACACACAGCACGCAUAUAUUAUUUAUUUACUUACAUGAGUAUGGAUGGGUCGAAGUUUGUUUGUGUAAAAGCAGACACCAUGAUAGUUUCAGUAACACAUUCGCUAGCAAACCAUUUAAAAUAAUCCAAUCCCUACCUCAGAAAGAGCAAGGCCGCAUACUGAGUAAUGUAUGUAUAUUUAGGUUGUAUUUAUUUUGGAAUGCUUCAUAAAGACCAACCCAAAGCCUUACGGUCUUUACUGUGGUUGUAUUUGUAAGGCACAACAAAGACAAUCUGAUUUAUUCUCCUGCUAUUAAAGUAUUUUCUUAAUUCUAAUUUCAUGCAAUAUGAUACUAUUUAAGAGCAUUUAUUACUAGUUCCAGUUAUGAGAUGAGAAAUAUUUUUUUAAGUACAUUCAUGUAGUAAGAAUGCAAAGAUGUUGGUCUGUGUACUUCCUAGUAGUAGUCGGAACCUAAACUAACCCAGGCAUUUACUGUAUUUGCAAUGCAUUACCCAUAAUCCCUAGCUGUAACCUGAUUACAUGAUAGAACAUCUCAAUGAUUUAGUUUUUGGGGUAGAACCACACGAUUUUGGGGUCAUUGGGAUUGCCGCAGUCACUGCUGGCGUAAGCAGGAGGAGUACAUAGUGCCAGGGUCCUGUUCAUUAGGCACCAAACGGAAGAAAAUGGACUGAAACAAGGGAAGACUACUUGGACAUAUACUGUAAAUGUUUGGUGCCCUAAUGAUUUACUACCCAGUUUUCACAACUCGUUAGAUUGUAACACACUAGAGACACAUCUGAAUGUAGUAGAAACGACCAUUGAAAAUUAAGUGGGAGGGGGAGACAUUUAUCAAACUGUAUUAUUUAAUAUGUACUACACUUAUGAAGUAUUUCCUCAAAGGCUUUUUUUGUGUAGAUUAUGUACAUAAGAGUUUAUCUGAAAUAGGAUUUCGAUUGUGAAGAUACAUUUAGUCAUGUUGCAAUGAAAUUACUAAACAAUGUAAAGAAAAUAUUUUUGAAAAUUAUGUUUUUGGAUUGUAAAAUGUAUGACUUUACCCCCUCACAUUUACUUGUGAAUAAGUCUAUAAUAUUUAAAAAGAGAAUUACCUUCAGUAUAUAUUUAGUUAUCUUUGCCUUGUUGACAACACUUUCACUAUUGAAUAUGCCAUAUGGGUAAACACAUUAACUUAGUGUAACCAAAUGUACACAUUGUGUUGAUUUAUAUUUUAAGUUUUUUAACAAAGGAAACUAUUUUGAUCUUUGUAUACCUUUCUACCUACUUUUUAUGCUUUUUUUUGUCACUGGAGACAUAUAGUGUAUAUAUAUAUAUAUAUAUAUUCAACAGUGCGCUCACUUUUAGUGUAUGUCUACUGUUUCUUACUCGAGAAGAUUGAAAUGUGAACUAUACUGAGAUGGCACAGAUUGAACAUGUCUUCAUAACUGAUUGAUGCUAAAGAGAUUUUUAAUUGUAUUAGUCACCAACUAACACUUUUUUGUUGUCUCAAAUGGCAUCCUAUUUCCUAUGUAGUGUACUACUUUUGACCAUGGCCCAAUAGGGCUCUGGUCAAAAGUAGUGCACUAUGUAGGAAAUAAGGUGGCAUUUGGGACUCAUGGACAAACUCAUGUAAUGGGUUGAAAUGAAAAGAGAACUCUCCUUCCCAUCAGGAUAUUCUAGGCGUCUGAGUAUUUCUGCCUCUUUCUGCUGCUUGAAAAAUUUAUCCUAUUUAGGAGGCCAUAGAAAACUAAUUCAGCAAAUAACUUCCUUCCUGGUUAGUGUCGGACUCAGGGCAUAAUUGGGCAGCCAGAGAGGGUCAAGAGGGUUCUCUCUCUCUCACUCACACCACAACACUCUCACAUCAAUAGGCCAACUGCUCCAGUUCUCAACCGUAGUGCACAGAGUACUCAGCUCUAUUGUCCCUGUGGAGGCUCUAUCCCUCCUAGGUACGCUUGAUGGGACAAAUAACACGCCACUGCGAAAAAAACCAUAACAGAGACCAUGUCCUCUCUCCAUUCAGAAGAUCCCUGCACAUUUGCAUCCCCAUAACUCCCAUCGGGAUAUUCUUGGGCUUUUUAGUAUCGUUGCCUUUUCCUGCUGCCUGGAAACAUUUUCCCCUUUUAGAAGGAGACCAUAGGAAGCUCAUGUUCAGCAAAUGACUUCCUUCCUGGUUAGUGUCGGACAGGGCUUAAUAAGGCAGCCAGAAAGGGUCUCUCUCUCACACAUACGUGCAGUACUAGAUGACUGGAGCUCAGAAGCCAGGCAGAUAUGAGUCUUAUGCAACGCCUGUCAUCAUAUCAAGUACAAAGUGUUCCAUACCCCCACUGAGCUACUGUUCUGUUCCAGUCUCACAGGCCCUGUUUAUGGACAUAUUUUUUUCAAACUACAGCAGGAAAGAAAGGAUGGAUAAGAAAAUAGAAGAAAGGGCGCCUUCAGUCUUCUUUGAGAGAGCUUGUUGUAUGACCGCUGGUGGAGUGUGUUGGGGAAAUAGUUUCAUCUGAUCAUUUUAUCAGCAUCUGGAGGAUAUGGGAAAACAUAAUUGUUUCACCGCUGCUGCAUAUAUACACACACAAAAAUUAUAACCAAAUCCUUUCUCGGUCUCAUUCUCUUUUGCUCUCACACCUACGCACCCAGCUGAGAGGAACACUGAAACACAAAUAGAACCCCCACAACCCCAGCUGCCUUGGUUUUCUUUUGACCCUGGGGCUCGACCGGAGGUUCAACCACACGACCGAAUGUGGUCAAAAAGCACUGACCUCCACAAAAGGACCACACCACGACCUCAGAGUGACAGUGACAUUUGGCCCAUCAAAUUAAGCUUCCUUCAAGGGUCCUUCAAAUUCUCUCCAUCUCCCAACAUCUGGUCGUGUUAACUUCACUGCUAAAUCAGAGUUUUCCAAACAGUUCCAGAGCAUUAAAGAAUACACAUCCACCAUCUUCCAUCUGCCUUUUCAGGCUUUCAAUUUACUCUUGAAAGUUGCAAUAAAUAGAAUGCACAGGGUGCAUUUUCAAAAUUGGGAAGUCCAUGAGGAGUUUUCCUCUUGUCAUGUUGGUCAUGGCAGACCUUAGAGAUUAUUUAUUAAUGUCCAGAUCAACUGCCCACUGGGCACAGAUGUCAGUUCAAUGUCUAUUUUUGAUUUAAUUUGUUAACUAACGUGAAUUUAAUGUGAAAUCAACAAAAAAUGACACAAUGACAUUGGAUUUAGGUUCAAAGUUGGGUGAAAAAAAUAUGAAAUUCCCAAACUCCCAAGUGGCGCAGCGGUCUAAGGCACUGCAUCUCAGUGCUUAGAGGAGUCAUUUUGGUAAAUUUCUUCAACAGAUGAUCAAGUCUAUAUAAUUAUCAAACAUAUAUUAGUAAUGGAAAGUAAACACAGACUCUAAGUAUUAAAAAUCUCCUUUAGUAAUACAAUUGUAGGCAGAAGUUGGUACAGAGUACAGUAUAUGAUAGCUCUCCCCAGGUUCUGCAAAAUGUCUAAGACAUCCUGUAACAUAUAGCCUCCCCAGUCCUCCUUGUGUGACUUUCCCUGGCAACAAAUUAUUAUUUUUUCUCCUUACAGUUUCUCCUUACAGGAGACCUUACAGUUUAUCAUUACAAUUUAUUAACACGUUUAAAAGGUAUAAGGCCUUGGUUUAACCCCUUCAGUCACUACAGACCCUGGUUCUAUCCCGGGCUGUAUCACAGUGUCAUCUGGGUUUGCCUGGGAUAGGCCUUCAUUGUAAAAUAAGAAUUUGUUCUUAACUGACUUGCCUAGUUAAAUAAAACAUUUAUAAAAAGUUUUCCAUGUUGAUUCGACGUCAUCACAUGUAAUUUCUUUGUUGAAAUAGCGUUUAUUAAACCAGUUUUUGCCCAGUGGGUAGCCCG